This is a messenger RNA of Gadus morhua (Atlantic cod), 1430 nucleotides long. Its product is annotated as putative nuclease HARBI1. The transcript has 3 exons. NCBI's taxonomy places the organism in Eukaryota, Metazoa, Chordata, Actinopteri, Gadiformes, Gadidae. The coding region runs from base 109 to 771 and encodes 220 amino acids. The record is from RefSeq and is a predicted model, not a curated record.
UUAAAAAUGGCUGCGUAAGCGUUGUUAGAGGACAUCGCAAAUGGUCAAAUCCGAAGGGAACGUAUUAGGGAACGCGAGGACUUAGUCGCAAAUGAUGAUGAUUGGCUCAUGAGCCGAUUUCGUAUCCCCAGGCCAGUAUUACUGGAGCUGUGCGCAGAGCUGCAGCCGGCCCUAGAGCGCCACACAGCCAGGAGCCACUGGUUGUCCGUGCCCACACAGGUGCUGACCACGCUGGGGUUCCUGGCAACAGGGGCCUUCCAGCGGGAGCUGGCCGAUCGGUCAGGAGUGUGCCAGUCCACCCUGAGCCGAGCCAUGCCAGCUGUGUGGGACGGAAUCAUCCGAAUGUCAUCCAGCAUGGUUGGGAACAGGCUGGAGGCUGGCACUGUGCGCGAUGGGUGGCUUCUGGGGGACCGUGGCUACCCCCUAAGAACGUGGCUGAUGACCCCUCUUACAAACCCCAACACCGACCAAGAGAGGAGGUAUAAUGACCUCCAUUCCCGGACGAGAAUAAUUGUGGAGAGGGCAAUCGGCCUGCUGAAGGGACGGUGGCGAUGCCUGGACAGGUCGGGGGGGAUGCUACUGUACAGACCUGAGAAGGUGUGCCACAUUGUGAUGGCCAGUGGCGUCCUCCACAAUGUGGCACACCGCCAUGGCAUACCACUGCCAGAGCAGCACAACCCCCUACUGGAGGAACCGGAUGCCGGACCCGUCAACUGCAACCCACCCCGAGGAGCCAUACGGGCCCGGCAGAAUGUGAUUUCAAGCAUGUAAAGAGGCAAGGACAGAAUUUAAUUUGACACAAGUGUAUUUAUUGACGCGCUUAUGUCACUGAGUACAUUAAUAAGCCGAUCAAGGCGAUCAUUAAUGCCACCGAUGGCUCUGACGAUUUCUGCCUGUGAUUCCAGCACAGCUCGGGUGAGGACACGGCCGGUCGGGUGGUCAGCAGAUGAAUUCGAGGCGCCGCGUGCAGCGGAGCCGGUGGAGAAACCGGAGUCAGCGGUGACGCUGGAGACGCCGGGGCCAACGGAGGAGACGCCGGGGCUGGAGACGCCGGGGCCGACGGAGGAGACGCCGGGGCCGACGGAGGAGACGCCGGGGCCGACGGAGCAAUCCGUGCCCUCUCCUUGCUUGUCUAUUCAAAAAUAAGAAAUUUAAGUUAAAAAACACGAGUCAAACUCUUUAAUAUCCUGGCAUCUUUACGCACGACCUAUGUGUAUUGUAAGCAGCCAAUUGUAUGACCAGUAUAAUUACAGCAUUUAUGACUUCAGCAUAUUUACCUUAGGGAUGAUUGGUGUCCCCUUCAUGUGCUCCCACCACUCCGGUGAGAGCUGUGUCACCGAUCAAAGCGGCCACUCUCAAAUCGAAGGGGGAGAGUUCCCCCACUCCCGUCCCCCCACCUGUUGCGGUCACGCUUCGGCGGUGGGCAGAAA